Messenger RNA from Purpureocillium takamizusanense, 3833 nucleotides. RefSeq names its product autophagy protein atg9, variant 2 (gene ATG9). NCBI's taxonomy places the organism in Eukaryota, Fungi, Ascomycota, Sordariomycetes, Hypocreales, Ophiocordycipitaceae. Gene Ontology annotation, biological process: protein localization to phagophore assembly site; autophagy of mitochondrion. The transcript is spliced from 2 exons. The record is from RefSeq and is a predicted model, not a curated record. The coding region runs from base 1239 to 3314 and encodes 691 amino acids. Gene Ontology annotation, cellular component: phagophore assembly site; autophagosome.
CCUCGACCUUCGGCACGUGGACUUCACUACUGGCCUCAUACUUGUACUUCGCUGGCCUGGCUCCUCACCUGUUCGUACAGCAAACUGCUGCCGCCGGGCCUCAGACAGCCCAGAGACCCAGGACGACAACGACCCCUGACUAUUAAAAUACCCCUUCUCAACAACACCCUGGUAGAGAACUGAGCUCUGGCCUGCAUCUUGGCGCACCGAUGGGCUCUAUGGCUCGACCAUUGGCCUGACUAUUCUCGCCCGGUGCUCAUUCUCCACACCAGAUGGCCAUCCUUACUGAGAGGCAUGUUCGCGUGGGCGCAGGAAGCGACUGAAGGUGCCUCCGUACCGCUGACCGUAACUUAGCCAUCGUGUUCGCGUCAGAGACGUGUAGAGCAUUCAUUAUCUGCGACAAUAGACCCACGCCCCAGAACAAACCUAGCAAACGAGGUGCUCGGGAUAGCGCCGCUGGCACGACCUCCGACUGACAAACGCGACUGACAAACGGACUCGACAUGGCGCCCAAUCUAUUCGGUCACCUCGCUCCGCCCUCUGGAGUGGCUCGGUCCUUCUACGAAGAGCUGCGAGCUCAUGAUGAUGGUAUUGGUGACGGCAGCCGCGACUUAGAAGAAGGCAAGGGCCUGAAUAUCGACGAAGAGAACCGUCAACAACAGUUUCCCGAUCUUGAGACGGAUGGGCUAGACCCUGGCGACGGCCGCAUGACUGCCGACAGCGCUGCUGUGUACGGAACAGACCGUCUUGGCAACGCAACGAGGGAACAUCCCAUCCGGAGCGGCAACGCGGCACGUUGGCUUCCGCAUGAAGAAGAUCCCGAUAACGAUGUACCGGAAUCCCUUUUGCUUGAGCCUACUGAAGCGGCAACGACCCGAAGACCGGGCGGCGAGCGUUCUGGCCGUCCAUCGCCGACACCAAACCUACAUAUAGCGAAUCCUAGCGGGCGGUCGCAGAUACUCUGGGGUGCUUCGACUGCACAGCAGCGUCUACACCGAGACGAUAGCUACCGCCGAGUGCCAGCUCAGCCAAGAAGUACUGGAUUUGGUGCAUUCACUGGUGGCAGGCGGGAAAAGGCGUUGUGGCGAUGGGUCAACACGUCAAACCUCGACAGCUUCAUGAGGGACGUGUACGACUACUACGAAGGCGGCGGAUUACUGUGCAUUCUCUGUGCGAACGCUUUAUGGCUUUUGUUAGUCCCGAAUGAGCCCCCCAGAAAGGCUAUGAUAUAGUACCAUAUGCUAACUCUAACCAGGGAGACAUUAUUUGUUGCAGUGCUGCUGACGUUCCUCAGCCAAUGCGUCGACUACAGAAAGGUUCCUCACAGCAAAUCACUGAGUCAAGUCGUGGUUCCGCAGUGCACUCGCAAUAUGUCCGGCGUGUGGAAUUUCGGCAUCUGGCUGUACUCCUUCUUUUUUAUUUGGAAAGCAGUACAAUAUUUUUUUGAGAUUCGACGACUCAUCUAUGUACGCGAUUUCUACGUAUACCUUCUCGAAAUUCCCGAACCGGACAUGCAAACAGUUUCCUGGCAAGACGUGGUAGCCAGGUUAAUGACCCUCCGAGACCAGAACCCCAAGACGGCCACUAACAUGCCCUCGAAUCUGCGUCGUUUUAUCGGGAGCCAGUCCAAGGAGAGACUUGACGCUCAUGACAUAGCGAACCGAUUGAUGCGCAAGGACAACUACCUCAUCGCGAUGAUAAACAAGGACAUACUGAAAUUCUCGCUCCCAUUGCCUUUCUUACGAGGAAGGCAGCUCUUUUCGAAGACGAUGGAGUGGUAUCUACAUUACGGUAUCAUGGACAUGGCUUUCAACGAGCGUGGCCAGGUGCGUCAGGACUUUCUUCGAGCCGAUCGGAGGGGUCUCCUCAGUGAGAAGCUAAAGCAAAGACUUUACUUUGCUGGUUUUCUUAACCUCAUAUUCGCGCCGGUCAUGCUUGCAUACGUGGUGAUAGUAUAUUUCUUCACGUAUUAUCAUGAGUACCAAAAAGAUCCAAAGCUGGCAACCGCGCGGAAGUACACUGCUCUCGCUGAAUGGAAGUUCAGAGAGUUCAAUGAGUUGCCCCAUAUAUUCUACGAGAGACUCCACAUGUCGUUUCCAUUCGCGACGCGGUACAUUGAUCAAUUCCCAAAGCGCAUGACGGAGGAGAUUGCCAGAAGUAUCGCAUUUAUGUCUGGGGCCAUAAUGGCAGUUUUGGCCGUUUGCACUGUCCUCGACUCAGAACUGUUUCUCGGCUUCGAGAUAACGAAGGAUCGAACAGUGCUCUUCUAUUUGGGAGUAUUUGGUGGUAUCUGGGCUCUGACCAGAGGCAUGGUCUCAGAGGAGACGAGCGUUUUCAACCCCGAGUACGCUCUGCGCAACGUCAUCGAGUACACGCACUACACGCCUGACCACUGGCGGGGCCGCCUCCACAGCUUCGAGGUCAAGCAAGAAUUCUCUGAACUGUACAAGAUGAAGGUUGUGAUAUUCCUGGAGGAAUUGAUGGGCAUCAUCACAACACCCAUGCUGCUACUCUUCUCGCUCCCGAAAUGUAGCGAACAAAUCGUCGACUUCUUCCGGGAGUUUACCAUCCACGUGGACGGACUGGGGUACGUGUGCUCGUUCGCAGUCUUUGACUUCAAGAAAGGAGUUGGGAACACUUGCCAGCAAGGCCUUGGACAGGACGUGCGAGAGGACUACUACUCCACCAAGCACGGCAAGAUGGCCGCCUCAUACUAUGGAUUUCUCGAUAAUUAUGUUGUUAACCCGAAGACGGGUAUCCCAGGGCACAUGCCGCCAGGUAUGCGCCAGCAGUUCCACCCUCCGCCUGCUUUCCCCAGCCUCAACUCGCCUACACUUGCCGCCGAUAUGCAAGGAUCAUCGCCGAACCGCCCAGUGGAAUCCAGCCGCGCACGGAGCAAAGCGGGCGGAGCAGGACCUGGAUCAGGAGCGGGCACGUCACAUACGUCGCGCUUGGGAAAGGGCUUGGCACAACCGUCGCCGAUGGCAUCCGUACUUCUGGACCCCCAUCACCAGCCCGGAUUUGGCGCGAGGAGCCAACAUCGGCCUAGGACCUCCCGGCAGGGUUACCGAAUGGACAGCCAAAUCAUCGAAGAGACUCUGGAGGAUGGAGAGGCAGGCUCUAGACCGGGGAGGGCGGAUGACUCUUAUGAGGGUGAUGGAAUUCUCGGCGAAUCGGCAUGGGAGACGUCGCCUGGCAACAGACUGAGCCGGGAAAACAGCGCGACGAACGCCGAAGAGCCUGAUGAGGGAGUCCUAGGUCUCCUAUAUCAACUACGGCAGACGCAGCACAAUCGGCGAGGAGGCGUUGUCUGAUGACGUGCACCAUGACGAAACUGUACCUUAUGUAUCGCGCUAUGCGGCUAAAGUUGGAAAGUUGGCUGCACGGCGGCAUUCGAGUCGCUUGCCGGGCUCUCAGGAACGGCGUGAACGCAGAGCAGAACCGAGCUGAAGCAAGGCCAUCAGGACCUGGGGCGGCAGAUGAGGCACUCUUCUCUCCUGAGGCACGCCAUAUGUGCGGAUGGAUCGUAGGGAGGGCCGAACAGACUCCGAGCUGGUGUCGGCUGGUCGGUGAUACGAUACGAUGGCGAGCGUGAAUUUAAGCCCUUGGCGUCCUUUCUGACCAGGGGCCGCCCGCCUCAAGAGUGGACGAAGUGGCGCAAACCAAUGCGUGCUGCAACCACAUCGUUAGGUACCACAGAGAGUCCGCCGUUCGCUGUCGGCGGGUGUUGCCCACGCUCUCCCGCCGUUGACGGUCAUAUCCACUGCACAUGUCCUAGGUAUAUUUAAAUGUGUCACAUCCACCUUUCGUACCUACUGAAGUAAAUAGUGGCU